Molecule: messenger RNA, 628 nt
Organism: Schizosaccharomyces octosporus yFS286
Lineage: Eukaryota; Fungi; Ascomycota; Schizosaccharomycetes; Schizosaccharomycetales; Schizosaccharomycetaceae
Product: 40S ribosomal protein S15
Exons: 1
Coding region: 15-479 (154 amino acids)
Biological process (GO): ribosomal small subunit assembly; translation
Cellular component (GO): cytosolic small ribosomal subunit; ribosome
Molecular function (GO): RNA binding; structural constituent of ribosome
Source: RefSeq, a predicted model, not a curated record
CUGGAUCAAACACCAUGGCAGAGGAAAACUACGAGGAAGCCGUCCGUGCUGCUGAAUUAAGGAAGAAAAGAACCUUCCGUACCUUUGCCUACCGUGGCGUUGAGCUUGAAAAGCUCUUGGACCUUUCGGCUGAGGAAUUGAUUGAGUUGUUCCCUGCUCGUCUUCGCCGCCGCAUGCUCCGUGGUCUUGGUGCUGGUGCUUCUCGUUUCAUCAAGAAGCUCCGUCAAGCCAAGGCUGAGGCUCCCUUGAACGAGAAGCCUGCCGUUGUCAAGACUCACUUGCGUAGCAUGAUCGUCCUCCCUGAGAUGGUUGGCUCCGUCGUUGGUAUCUACAACGGUAAGCUUUUCAACCAAGUAGAAAUUCGUCCCGAGAUGAUCGGUCAUUACUUGGGUGAAUUCUCCAUCUCCUACAAACCUACCAGACACGGACGCCCUGGUAUUGGUGCCACUAACAGCUCUCGCUUCAUUCCCUUGAAGUAGACUUGUUUGAAAUAUAUGUAUGUAUAUUUCCCUAAUGGAAUAUUUGAUAUCAUGUUGAGCAUUGUAAAUUAAGAGCUAUGUAUUUUUAAAUGUUCUGAACGUACACGUGGUAUGUUAAAAAGUAGUAGAAGAUGCAUUACUUUUUCCAU